GGCGCUCGCCCAGCCCCGGACCGAGCGCUCCGGUCAUGUCGCCGAAGCCGAGGACGGCGGGCUACUGAAGAGCCAUGGGCGAGCGGUCCCCUCCGGCUGGCCGGGGGACCCAGCUCAUUUCCUUGCUGGUGCUGGAGCAGCGCGCCCAGGAGGUCACCUUAGACCGGGAGCGGGGUCUCCUGGUGUGGCGGAGCGCGGGGCCGCAGCCGCAGCCGCAGCCGCGCAGGGGUCAAGAUAGCUAUGCGGUGCCCAUUUCUGAGAUCAUUGCUGUUGAGGAAAAAGAAAGGGAGGCGAAACGAUCUCAUCCCGGAAGAUGGCAAAAGAUGACAAAGCCGCACGCAUUCAUCGUGUAUUACGUAAAGAGGGCACAGCAUCACCGCUGGCGGUGCAGCGAAGUGACUUUCUGGUGCACUGAUGAACAUCUCUGUAAUCGAUGGAUAUGUAUGCUGAAAGAACUACUUGAUUUACAGACCUCCAGACCAAAGUACUUGCUUGUAUAUAUUAAUCCUCAUAGUGGAAAAUCGCAAGGAGAGAGAAUAUAUGAACAGAAAGUAGCUCCAUUAUUUAGUCUGGCUUCCAUCUCUACUGAUGUUAUAGUCACCGAACAUGCCAAUCAUGCUAAGGAUAACUUACUUGAAGUUCAUCUAGAGAAAUAUGAUGGUGUUGUUUGUGUUGGUGGGGACGGAAUGUUCAGUGAAGUGAUACAUGGUCUAAUUGGAAGAUCUCAGAAGGACUCGGGCAUAGAUCAAAAUAAUCCCAAAGCACAAUUAGCCCAAUGCAAUAUCAGGAUUGGCAUAAUUCCUGCUGGUUCAACAGAUUGCAUAUGCUAUGCAACCGUUGGCAUCAAUGAUCCAGUGACAUCUGCCUUACAUAUCAUUGUGGGAGAUAAUCAACCUCUGGACGUUUGUUCAGUACAUCGCAAUAAUACAUUUCUGAAAUACUCUGUAUCACUCUUGGGGUAUGGUUUUUAUGGAGAUGUGUUAAAAGACAGCGAAGAGAAGCGCUGGAUGGGUCCUGCCAGAUAUGAUUUCUCAGGUUUCAAGACUUUCCUCUCCCAUCAUUACUAUGAGGGGACGGUAUCCCUUUUACCAGCAGCCCAUGCCAUGGGUUCUCCAAGAGAUAAGAAACCCUGCAGAACUGGGUGCCGUAUUUGCAAGCAAAGUAAACUACAGCUGGAGAAAGAACAGAAGAAGAAGGACAAGGAGAUUAAAAGGGAUGAGGAAGGAGAAUGGAAGGUUAUUAGAGGGAAGUUUCUAGCCAUCAAUGCUGUAAAUAUUAGUUGUGCCUGUCCACGGAGUCCUAAAGGCCUUUCACCAGCUGCUCACCUGGCAGAUGGCUCUGCAGACCUCAUUCUAGUUCGUAAAUGCUCCCGUUUCAAUUUCCUAAGGUACCUCUUAAGGCAUACAAACCACCAUGAUCAGUUUGACUUCAGCUUUGUGGAGGUUUAUCGGAUUAAAAAGUUUCGUUUUACAUCAAAGCAUUUUGAUGAUGGUGACAAUGAUGACCAGGAUAUGCAGAAAAAACACUUUGGUCAGUUCUGUAGAGACCACCCAGCUUGCUGUUGCCUCCCCCCCAGCAGUACCUGGAACUGCGAUGGAGAAACCCUGGAUUGUUCCACUAUAGAAGUCAAAGUUCACUGCCAGUUAAUUAAACUCUUUGCAAGAGGAAUAGAAAAGAGUCCCAAACCUGAAUCAACUUACAAGCAACUUACCUGAACAAUUAAUUUAAGUCAACGCUCCAAGAACGUGAAGUAAAAGAAGGCAACGUACAGACAAAUAAGCAUUUCAGGCAUGUUAAUAAAUGUUUUUAAACUUGACAUGUUUUUCUGAUCAAAUUUUAAUUUUAGGUAGAUUUCUUUUCAGUUCCUGUCUUCAAAGAUGGUGGAUUAUUUUAAAUUAUUGUAACAUAGGGCAGGGAAGGAGGCUUUUGGCUAAUAUUUGCUUUCUUUCUUUUGUUACGAAAGAAUUCUGUGGAUAAUAAUAACUAGACAAUGCAUUUGAUGACAUUAAUUUAGCCAUGAAAAUAAGCCCACAAAAGAUAAGACAAUUAACUUGCUAAAAGUUUUGUCUGCUGUGUUUCUAAGCUGGAUGCUUCUUCUCUUAGGUCAGGAUAGAAAAACAGAUUAUUAUUCUUGUUUUUAUUGUUAUUAUUAUUAUUAUUAUUAUUUAAAUUUAAUAUAGCUACCCACUGCAGUAGGCAAUGGGCAGAUUCUUUUAUUUUUUUAAGUGGUUUCUGCCAAGCAAGAGAGCUAGAGGCACAGUUCCAUUCAUCUCCUUCCAGUACGGUAUCAAGAGUGGAUUGGCGAAGGAGAAAUGGAAAAAUGUACCAUUCUGCUCCAGCUACUCAAUUGCCUAUACGAAAUUUCAUCCACUCAUUUGUAUAGAAUUUUUUGUUGCUUGGGGCUACUAGGUGAGUGGCAAGUUGUUAAAAGCAAGCCUGCAAAUUUGGUCAAAAUGUUGCCAUUGGUGUCAGAGGAAUAUGCUUUCGAACUUUGGGGAUCAUAAUGCAAAUAAUUUGCAUUCUGCUCCUGUUGAAGAAGCUGAUGAAACUUUCUAUUCUUUAUAAGGGGCUUUUGAAUCGUGAUUUUUUUUUAAUUGUGUAUGAUUUAAAGAUGUUUAAAAUAUGAUAGCAUCUUAACCUUGUUUCCUCCUGAAAUGACUGCACAAUCAUUCAUUCAACCUCAGCACAGUCCAAAUGCACAUUCUGGGUUGCACAUAACAGCAAACAUCUUACAUAUUUGUAUGUCGUAGAAUGCAUUUCCAUACAGAAAAAAAUAGAGCUCCAAGAAUCCCCUUGCUGUUCUCGUAAAGCAGUAUUUCUCAAACUUGGUCACUUUAAGACAUGUGGACUUCAACUCCCAGAAUUCCCCAGCUAGCAUGUCUUAAAGUGGCCAAGUGUGAGAAACACUAUUUUAGGAUUAUGUGCAAAAGCUUAUUUGAAACUCUGCAUACCGCCAGAGUAUGCACAAAGGAUGAAGCCCCUUAGAUGAUGCAGGAACAAAACCAGGCAGGAUAGGAAUGUAUGGCACUCCAUAGAAAGGACCAGCAGAACUUUAAUUUUUUAGUACUCCCAUAAUUGGAACAGCUUCUGUAUACAUGAUUUUUUUUUUCCUGCCUCUCCCUUCUUCUUCGUGCAUGGUUCCCCAAACUGCUCCUACAGGCUUGGUGACCACUGGGAUUGUUGUGAGAUGUGGUGCCAAAAGGAAGCACCUACAGCGGGGAGGAAGUGUUGGCAGAAAAGGUCCCCCUCCUUACAUAUAUAGAUACAUGCUAGCAUUUCCUUCCCAACCAAAGUCGUUUGUGCAAUCAAUAGAACAGUGUUUCUCAAACUUGGCAACUUUAAGACCUGUGGACUUCAUCUCCCAG
This is a messenger RNA of Python bivittatus (Burmese python), 3365 nucleotides long. RefSeq names its product ceramide kinase (gene CERK). Gene Ontology annotation, molecular function: ceramide kinase activity. NCBI's taxonomy places the organism in Eukaryota, Metazoa, Chordata, Lepidosauria, Squamata, Pythonidae. The record is from RefSeq and is a predicted model, not a curated record. Gene Ontology annotation, biological process: phosphorylation; ceramide metabolic process.